CUUAAAGCCUCCUGUUCCGCCCGAACCCCCACUGCACCAAAGGAUGGAAUUUGGAACAUAUUAUGGUUUGGAAUAACACAUAGCUCAUUCUACCUAGAGGACUAAGGGGGAGGGGGGGUUGUUCAGCAGUGGACGUCUCUCGGCUGAUGAUAAUCAUGAUGAUGAUAGUUCACUUUUCAUCCCACGGUGACACGGGCCGUGACACCAGUAACAUAUAUAUUAACGUACCUACAUUAGAAAUAAUAAUAAUAUAUUUGAGUCAUGCGGUCAAACCCGAUGAAUAAGUAAAUGACAACUUGCAUGUGUCAUUACUAAUUAUUAUUUUUCAUAAUUUAUGUGACUAAUUUUUGUCAUUAUUAUUUGGAAAAGGGAUAAUUUGUCAUGUACCAGUAUUUUUAAUAUAUCAUAUAUACAGGUGUCCCUAAAGUUGACGUCCAAGUGACAUCAGGUGAUCGGCAAGAUUCCAACUACAACCAUACGACUUCACAUACACCGGUGGUGUAGCUGACCAAAUGCCUUGCUUGCUCAGUGUGGGCAAACGCUACUAGGAUAUAUUCUAUUUCAGGACUCGCAUAGGAAGGGGAACUGUUUAAUAAACCUUGGGACUCUAUCUUUUAAACUACUGAAACUGUUUGGGCGAUGGGUAAAUGGAUGACUUUCCUCCUUCAAAAAAAGUACCUAUCAAUAGAAGUGAUUCUGAUGACACACUCGUAAAAUGCAUAUUGGCAAGGGCGAAAAUCCCAAAUUCGGCCGGCAGGCACAAUUCCACGCAAUGACGCGGACGAAUAUGCAGGUAUAGGUUGUACCUAAUAUUUUGCAAUAUAAUAUUACCUAAUAUAUUAUGUAGGAUAAAUAAAACAUGAAACGAUUUGAAUAAUUCAGUAGUGGGAUGUCGUUUUGGUGAGUCUUGACGCUUUUACACUUAUAAUGUGCAUAUGUAGACUCCGAAAGUAAAUUAGUAUUCAUUGUAUAAUAUUUAAAUUGUUACUCGUUCAACUUUAAUAAUUUUUUGAUUAGAGAGAGGGUAAGUACGCAUUAAGAAUUUUAAUGGUCUAUUCAUGUUAAAAUGUGAAGCAAAUACAGUCAUAUAGAAUAGACAAUAGUGUAACUAUUUUCUCUCGUUUUAGAACGAGAAUAAAAUUCAUUUGACAAUCAUCCGAUGACUUCUCUAGCCUUGGGCGAGGCGCGAGGGAGUGUCAGACUCAGGCUAACUAAAAACCAUCCCGUUCCAAAGCAGGAGUAGCUUUUCGAGCCGGAGCCCCGAUAUGCCUGCCAUUACUGCCAGCUAGAACGUCUUCAGACAAAGCAAGUUAUUAAAGAUGAUCAGUUUUCAACUAGUUUUCUUCACAACACUGGCGGUGAAUGUAUAUGGCCGACGAUCUGAAUUCCGGGAACAAUGUCUGAAUCCUUUUGGUAAAAACUAUUGUUCAAUAAAAGUAGAUUUCAAGAACAGAUGCGAAGACGAUUCAAGUUUGGAAUGUCAUGUGAAAGAUGAGACUUUGACCAGUUUCUCUGGUAACAAUGGCCACUCCGAGGUGACAGCAUGGUCUCAGCAUUACAUAGCUCGCAAAGAAUACAAUGUUGCACCUUUGACUAAAGUAAAAGGAAACAGCUACAUGAAAAUGAAAAUGUAUAAAUUUAAAAACAACACUCAGCUAUCGAUGAAAACAGAAUUUUCAAAGAAGUAUUACAAUGUGUCAGUACCCUUGGAUAAAGCAGGUUAUACCAUCGAGAGGGUCCCAUUCACCAGGUCAGAAUCUGAUGAAAUCCUAAGGAACGCGAGAGGAACUUUUGAAAAUGCAAAGUUGGAAUGUAAGAUCACCGAGUCGAGUAAAUAUGUUUGUACAUUUAACACACAACUUCCAAAUAUAUAUUCGUAUACAAUACACCAAAUGUAUUCAACAACUAAUAAUACUAUUGGUCGUUCUAUUAGAAGUGUAUAUUAUCCACCUACAACUGUACUUACCAUCAAAAUAGAACGAUUUGAUUUCAAUAGUACAAUUGUUGCACACCUGAAAAAGUACAAAGACAAAAAUGAAGAUUUUUUACAAUUUGAUCUUAAGAUCGCCGAAAGAGAUAUCGUUAAAGACCACAACUACGCCAUAAUGAGUUAUUCCGACACGGCACGUGUAAGAUUUUCCUGUGAGCAAUAUAUAAACAAAGAUCCAUCGGUUGGUUUGAUUGACAGUAGUGGGUACAAGAUAGAGACGGUAGAACGAACUACAUACAACGAGCUACUUGAUGUUAGUAAAAAUGGAAGUAUGCUGUGUUGUAUAUAUUACGAAGUGAAUUACUCUCACAUAACUAGAUAUAUCACUCGGAUCAUUGAAAAAAAAACCUUAUUGCUGUACAAGAAGGACGAAAUGAAAGGUUACCUGGGACUGUACGUGGCGAUACCAACAGUACUGCUGGCUGCCGCAUUCGUAGCAGUUGUUUACGUUUGCCGCAAAAAGAAACCGCUGCCAAACCCCACCGUUCCUACGUCGCAGCCAUAUUACGGUAACCAAAUCUUCCCAAGGGAACCAAACAGAGGAAUUUAUAUUCUUCCAGAAAAUAAUGAUCCUGAAUACGAACAAGUAUCAUAGGCUUACACGACAUUUGGUAACACCUCGCGAAGACAUCUUAUUUUGCGACGACUAAACAGAUGUAAUUUUAUAUAGUUUUAGUUCCAAUGCUUUAGACUUGUAAGAAAUCUAGAAUGCCAAUUUUAAUAUUUGCUUGUGUUAAUCAGUUGCUGUAACGUUAGUAUUGUAAGACGCAGGUAAUGUACCUAAGUACGUAGAAUAGUUGAUUAUAUUUUAGAACCGCUGUACUAUCCACUUGUGAGUUGUCGUGGCUGUGGUAACUCGGAAGGUGUUCAUGGCUAUCUUUACGUGUGAGGUCGUCUGGUGCUUCGCGCCGGUCUUGGCUACCCGUCCAUCGUGGGCGUUGUAAUGGCCAGAACGUUUUUAUUUUAAUUAAAGUCACUUGUAUCAGUCUA
This is a messenger RNA of Spodoptera frugiperda (fall armyworm), 2980 nucleotides long. RefSeq lists its product as uncharacterized. Bases 1320 to 2585 code for a protein of 421 amino acids. The record is from RefSeq and is a predicted model, not a curated record. The transcript is spliced from 12 exons. Lineage: Eukaryota; Metazoa; Arthropoda; Insecta; Lepidoptera; Noctuidae.